This is a messenger RNA of Toxotes jaculatrix (banded archerfish), 1248 nucleotides long. RefSeq names its product testis expressed 9 (gene tex9). The transcript has 12 exons. Bases 1 to 1233 code for a protein of 410 amino acids. NCBI's taxonomy places the organism in Eukaryota, Metazoa, Chordata, Actinopteri, Toxotidae. The record is from RefSeq and is a predicted model, not a curated record.
AUGGCUGAAAGAAGUUUUAAUAAAAAAGCCCAGUCUGUGGUUUCGCAGACCAAGAGACGUCCAUCCUCUAGCACUAAGGCUGAGAGGUCCAAAAAGGCUGAAGUAAGACCACAAGCAAAAUCUGCUUCUGUUCUCACAAAGAAGCACACAGACGACCUUUUUGCGAAGGAAGAACAAUACAAACUCUUAAAUGCAGAGCUAGAAGCCAAAACAGCAGAUCUAGUGAGACAGGCAGAACAGCUUAUGAAAGAACAGAGUGAAGUUCUGUCAAAGCCCUUAUCCACCCUCGUGCUUACAGAUAUUGAAGAUGAAGAGGAUUCAAGGAUAAUAAAGCCUCAACAAUGCACUGCACAGGAGCCCAGUAUGAAGGUGACCAAAAAAAGGGUCACAUUAACAUCACAAAACAUGUGCACUGGAAAACAAGCAAAAGAGUCUCACUAUAAAACAGCAACCUCAAAGGUGUCUCGUGCAGAUGGGUCGGCAGCUGUGGAAGAUUCAGCUGAUUUGUUUCUGGCAAAGACCAUACGAAGCAUGGAGGAGAGGAUGAGCGACACUGUCACUCAUGACAGUGCCAUGGGUGAACAUGAUGUGUCUAAUGCUGGAGACGACAUGGGAUCAGGCAUUUCAGACACUCAAAUAAGAGUUCUCAAGGCAAAACUACGGAUUAUGCAGGAGGAACUGGAUCAACUCUCUUGUGAAUAUUAUAAGAAGGAUGAUGAAAAUGCUAAACUUAGUGCAAAAAUGAAGGAGCUUGAGGACGAUCGAGCCAGACUACAGAAGACCACAAGCAUUCAGCAGACACAGAUCGAGAAGCACAGAGCUUUAGCAGAGGAGUCUGCUAAAAAAUGUGAUGGUCUUCAACUGCAGGUGUCUGGUUUACACAAGGAAAUCGAAAAUCUGAAUAGAUCCAACAAACAAGCAGCAGCUGUCCAUAGCACAGUGGAGGUUCGUCUGAACAGAGCUCUGGAGGAGGUGGAGAGGUUAAAGACUCAACUGAACAAGAUGAAACAAACAAAUAAGGACAAGAUAAGCGAGGAACAUCAGAGUAAAGAAAAUCUACUUGCUGAAAACAAAAUGCUAAAAAAACAGAAAGCAGAACUCAUUGUGGGUUUCAAGAAACAGAUGAAGUUGAUUGACAUUCUCAAAAGACAAAAGAUGCAUUUUGAAGCUGCCAAGCUGCUGACGUUCACAGAAGAUGAGUUCAUGAAAGCUCUGGACUGGGGGAAGUCGUAGACACUGAGAGAUUCC